UGGAGCAUAUUGCAUUCGUGUUUUCUGAGGCUUGGUUUUGAGAGAUUGUCGAUGUCUAGGGAGAAGAAAAGAAGAGGCUUUGCUCCAUCUGCUCACUCGCUCGCUCGUAGCGGCAAGUUGCAACGUCGGAGGGAAUCGAGAGCUGGGGUUUGAAGGCUUGCAUCCUCAAUGAAUGAGUUUCCAUCGUCAUGAACUUGAAGGAUUCGUUGCAAACCAGGCUGCUCGUCGUUUCUUGCUCGAUCUGAGCUGUGUCUGCCCUGCAUUUUGUUGUCUUCGUCUGUGUUCUCAACGCGGCUUGGCUAUGGAAAGUCGCCUGGAUUGCACUUCGUUUGGAAGCAUGUUUGUUUUUUUUCUUUCUACGCCGAAAGUGGGGUCGUGCUCAAUAUGUUUUGGGUGGUGUGACGCAUUGAUGGUCGCAGUAUUUUGCUACCCAUACCUGUCUUUGCACUCUUUCCUCACCUGAUACUUGCCUUGGCCUGGUUGUUGAUAGACGAAUCAUGGUGAUGCUCUGUACCUUUUCGAGAGAAUUGGGUGUCUUGGAUUGGAUCGAACUCUCUGAACGAUCACUUCUGGCGAUAGGUUGUGAAGUGUACUGAGAAGGAAAUUCAAGUUGCUUGUAGGGGUGUUUGUUGUUGGAGGUUUGAUGAGGAAUGGAAGUGGCGACAGUGUUGUGGAGCACUGGGAGGUGUAGAUGUUGGUGCAUGUGUUUAGAUUGUAAAUAGGAGGCCGGGUGGCUGAGACCAAUGUGACCCUCGUUCUUGUGACCAUUUCUCUUGUUUUUGAAUGGAAGUGCAGGAUUGGAAUUGUGACAUGUCAAGUAAUAAAAACAAAAAAACAAAACCAUCAUGGUGGUCCCGAUUCUGACAUGAUAUGUACUUGGGAGGACUCUGCAGCCCUAGGGCUUGGAUGCCACUCCCAAAUGUUAAUUCCUACUCGCCCGCUUCUUUGGCUGUUUUACUCGCUGCGAAAAUACACCGGAUUCAAUCUUCAACGAAAAGGUCCCCAAUCCUUUGAAGCACGUGGAUUGGGUAGAGUAAAUACCCGAUUUAACCAUCAACAGAAAAGUCUAUAUAAGUCUUUGAAGCAGGUGGAUUAGUAAAUGACAGACCUGUUUUAGAAUAGAGAGGGAGAGAGAUUAGGAGGAGAAGGUGGAGGAAGAAGAAGAAGACAAUCGGUUCUCCGUUGGAGCUAAUAUGUGCAAAAUAGCUUACCGGCUCCUGUGUAUAGCAGCUGGAGUGUUGUAUCUCUUCGAUCAUGAGUGUUCCUGUUCGUUGCUUCAGGGCAAGCUUCUUAAACUGGUUUCAACUAAAUGACCAAUGUCUCAAUCGAUCUUUUGUUAGGCAACAAGUUUGUCGGAUUCUUUCCCUGUUAAAAUACCUAUUUGAAAACAUCAGUAACCGGAGCUUUUGGGGUGGCUAUGAAAAUUUUCAUUACGUGUCUUACCGCCUACUCACUCUUUGAUUAACGACGUGCCAGAGAUCCACAAGGUUUUUUUUUACAGGAAAGCAGGGUGAUCAAAUUGGGGAGGAAUGUACGCAAAUUUAUGCCUGGAACACUGUCAUCACUUAUUUGUCACGCUGAUGCAGCUUCAACACGUCAGAAAGAGAAUUCAAGAUUCCCUCAGCGUAAUAAAGUGAUUAGCGCGUGGAGGAAACUUAGAGCACAGGUUCAAGGGAUUCAGUUGAACUAACACAUCUUGCUGCACGCUUAAGACACUCUCUUCCCUCGUCUGUGUAUCCAUCUUGCGGUUUCGGAUGCAGGCAGGUCAUUGAUGUCAAGGAGUCGACAGAGCUCGAUGAUUCUUGUAGGUGUCUUGUUAGAGUCAAUUCUAAAUUUAAGUGCGGUAGAAGGGAUUUCGGAAUAUCAUGUCGACAAUACAAGCGGCUCGAUCAUUGACAGUGGAGGCAGGGAGCGGGUAUUUCAUGGAUUGAAUGUCGUUAUGAAAGCAUUUCCUUGGCAUCCUCGCACAGACGAGUUUGAUCCGCAGUUCUCCUUCACAGACGUCGACAUAGCCCUCCUGCGCAGUUGGGGUGUGAAUGUUGUCCGCCUGGGUGUGAUGUGGCCCGGCGUCGAGCCACAACGUGGCCAGGUGAACCAGACGUACAUCGAGGUCAUGCGGACGGUUGUUCGAAAACUUCAUGCAGCUGGCAUUGCCACGCUCCUUGAAUUCCACCAGGAUCUUCUCUCGUCAAGAUUUUGCGGGGAAGGCAUACCUUCUUGGGUUCUUGAUAAUACCAACCUCGGUGGGACGGAUUCUGAGAACCUCCUGGCUGAGAUAAAUGACGUUAGUUCGUCAUCAGCAGGCAGUAGUUCGACUUGGUGGAGAAUUUUGAGAGACAUUGUCGUAAACUUCAUUCCCUCUCUCUUGAUGCAGUCUUCGAGAUAUGAGUCAAACCACAGGGCCUCAACAUUCAGCGCCUCCAAGAGCUUUAUCGAAUCCUUCCCAGAGCCUCUAAGUGGAAGAUGGCCACUACCAGAUUCACCAGGAGAUAGUUCUCAUGAGCAGCAACCAUCGGACGAGCAAUGCGACAAACAUUCCUGGGCUUGGUACUACUUCUCUUUCGCAGUGUCGAGAGCUUUCCAGAGCUUGUAUGACAACAAAUGGGGCUGGGCAGAUUUGUUUGCAAACUACUGGCAAAUUGUUGCAACGUCCUUCCGUGAUCAGCCCGGAAUUUUGGGAUACGAGCUCAUCAACGAACCAUGGGCAGGAGACAUGUACCGCAAUCCACUCUUGAUGGUGCCAGGAGUGGCGGAUUACCACAAUCUUGCUCCAUUCUACGAAAAACUGCAGUCAUCAAUUCGAUCUGUCGACCCCGACAGAAUUCUUUUCAUGGAGUCUAUCACAUUUGAAGACAUCCGUUGUGGAUUCUCAACAGUCCCAGGAGGAGCACAGUUUCAGAACCGAACUGUGUUGAGUUAUCAUUUCUAUCAACCUCCUAAUGUGAAUUCCCGUCAAGCCAUCCGCGAGCGUCUGCGGGAAAGCAAGAAGCUGGGGUGUGGUGCCAUGCUGACGGAGUUUUUUGUGGCAGAUCAAGGUGCAAUCUCUCCUCGAAACUCGUGGAAUCUAUUCAACGCAGACAGGGUGGAUGAUGUGCUUGCCGAAGCAGAUGCUCACAAACAGUCCUGGAUCGCAUGGGAGUAUAAAGCCUUUCAGGUCAAGACAGGCUCCGUUGUGGAGCAGUCUCUCUUCACAUCUUCCGGGGACGUGAACCUGUUGCUGGCCAAGAAGCUCGCCAGGACAUACCCUCAAGCUGUGGCAGGCACCAUAUUGUCAUUCUCCUUCGAACUCAUCUCCUCCGACUUCACCCUCUCCUUCAUUGCAGGUCGGCCUUCUGCAAGUGGUGGUAUAUCCCACCAGACGCAGGUUUUUGUCCACAGGCCGUUUUACUAUCCCUCGGGACUUGCAUUUUCUGUGAACCAUGAUUGUGUUCAAGUGCAAGAAACAGAGAGAUUGAUCAUAUUGAGCCACUCUCAGGCUUGUGCGGGGUUCACAGUUUCUCUCAAGAUAAGUAAAAAGCCUGUCCAAAAUUUUUGAACUGGUAUUUGAGCCA
Molecule: messenger RNA, 3551 nt
Organism: Physcomitrium patens
Lineage: Eukaryota; Viridiplantae; Streptophyta; Bryopsida; Funariales; Funariaceae
Biological process (GO): polysaccharide catabolic process
Molecular function (GO): hydrolase activity, hydrolyzing O-glycosyl compounds
Source: RefSeq, a predicted model, not a curated record